UCUUGUUCGAGUUUCAGUUUUGUAAGUUUCUUUUUUUUGCUCCCCAAUACAGUGCUACAGGAGGGAGGGUGUUUUUUGUUUUGUUUUGUUUUGUUUUGUUUUGUUUUGUUUUUGGCGCUGAGGAAACAGACUUUGAAAGAGUAAAUGAUGUGAACAAGGUCACGUAAGUGAAAAAUGCCACGAACUCGUCUGUGGAUAAGAGAGGAAACAAGAAUGUUGGGGGCCAUACAAAUAAUUACUGGUAUACUUCUUGAUUGCCUGGGACUGCUCUGGAUGUAUUUGUUUUUCACACAAAUUUUUGCAUUUGGAGCCACAUAUACUCCUAUUGCAUUACUAACAGCAUACCCAUUUUGGUCAUCCUGGCUUUUUAUCUUCUCGGGAGCCUUUACAGUAUUGUUAGAAAAGAGACGUUCACCAUUCUUGGUGUCUUACGCUUUAGUAGUAAACAUCAUAAGUGCCUGUAUUUCAGUGAUUGGUCUGCUUUUACUAUCAAUUGAGUUUAUAAAAUAUAGUAAAAGUUCAAAAAAUCCUCUUUGGCCACAAGUAAGUACCAGAAAACUGGUAAACUCCUUUCGGAAUAUCUGUUCAUAUUAACCAUCUUGGAGUUGUCUGUCGCAAGUAUAGUCAUCCACUGGGCAUUCCAAGCAAAAUAUACAGGAAGAUAAAGAUGCAGUUCAUGGCAGAAGGACAUCCUUUUUCUACAUAUUAAAGAAACCAUCGGUGAGCUCAGUCAAGGACGAAAGUGUAGUGACCAAUGAAGAACUUCAUUCUGUUCA
This is a messenger RNA of Cercocebus atys (sooty mangabey), 776 nucleotides long. Its product is annotated as membrane-spanning 4-domains subfamily A member 5-like. The record is from RefSeq and is a predicted model, not a curated record. Bases 175 to 594 code for a protein of 139 amino acids. Gene Ontology annotation, cellular component: plasma membrane. The transcript has 7 exons. NCBI's taxonomy places the organism in Eukaryota, Metazoa, Chordata, Mammalia, Primates, Cercopithecidae. Gene Ontology annotation, biological process: cell surface receptor signaling pathway.